This is a messenger RNA of Grus americana (Whooping crane), 2886 nucleotides long. It is a transcript of the gene ADA2, whose product is annotated as adenosine deaminase 2. The transcript has 10 exons. Gene Ontology annotation, biological process: inosine biosynthetic process; adenosine catabolic process. Gene Ontology annotation, molecular function: adenosine deaminase activity. Bases 183 to 1730 code for a protein of 515 amino acids. The record is from RefSeq and is a predicted model, not a curated record. NCBI's taxonomy places the organism in Eukaryota, Metazoa, Chordata, Aves, Gruiformes, Gruidae.
ACAGGAAGAGGAACUGUCUGCACCGGGUGCCUGGCUCUGCACCGCCGGGACGGAUCCUGCCUCUUUAUCUUUGCUGGGACAGUGCCGGCUUGCAAGAGAGAUAACUGUUCCCUGCUCUCUCGGGCAGCAGCUGGAUGAGCUCUGGAUGCAAGGAGGAGGAAAGUUAACAGUGCAGCACUAAGAUGAAGCCUCCAUCUGGGCAAGGCAUAAGGCUGGCAUACCUUCUCCUGAAUUUGGCUUCCCUCUGCCGUCCCACCCCACUCUGGAAGGACCGGGACUCCUUAAUGCAGCAGGAGAAAGCCCGUCAAACUGGUGGCAAUUUGGUGCUAAGUAGACAGGAACAGCAGCUCAGUACAAAGCUUGUAAGCCUCAAGAAGAAGGAGGUUGCAACAGCCAUAGCUACAGGACAGUUUCCUCCAAGCAUGCACUUCUUUCGGGCCAAAGGCCUCAUUGAUCAAAGCACGGUGUUCAGCAUCUUGAAGCGCAUGCCAAAAGGUGCUGUCUUACACCUGCAUGACUACGCCAUCCUGAGCGUGGACUGGCUGGUAUAUAAUGCCACCUACCUCCCCGACUGCUACAUCUGCUUCACCCACACGGGCACUGUUCGGUUUCACUUUUCUAAGCCUCACCCUCCUCACCCAGUGCCAGCCCAGUGCUCCCAGUGGGUUUUGUUGGAGACUUACCGGAAACAGCUGCGCAACGUGACUGAGUUCGAUCACAGCUUGCUGAGAAACUUGACCCUGGUGACGGAUGCCCCUGAGCUGGCCUACCCUUCUCAGACUUUAAUUUGGAAAAGAUUUGAAGAAGUCUUUCUCAUUGCCUCUGGACUUAUCUGCUAUGCACCUGUGUUCAAGGCCUAUUUCUACCAGGGGCUGCUGGAACUCUAUGAAGAUAACAUACAGUAUGUCGAGAUAAGAGCUAUCCUGCCUCCGGUGUAUGAACUGGAUGGCACGCGGCACAAUAAAUCAUGGUCCGUGGCAACCUAUCGGGAAGUGACCAAGCAGUUUGUGAAGGAGCACCCUGACUUUCUUGGAGCCAAGAUUAUAUUUACAGCACACAGGAUGCUGAAUGUUUCCCAGAUUAAAGAAGCCAUCAUCACUGCCAUGGCACUCAGAGCCCACUUCCCAGACACCCUGGCAGGCUUCGACCUGGUUGGUGACGAGGAUGAAGGUCAUUCUUUGUGGGACCUGAAGGAUGCCCUGACCAUCCCGUAUUCCCUGGGGGUCAACUUGCCGUACUUUUUCCAUGCUGGGGAGACUGACUGGCAGGGCACCUCUGUAGACAAUAAUGUGCUGGAUGCAUUGCUACUGAAUACCAGCCGGAUUGGCCAUGGACUCGCCCUCAUUAAACACCCAGUAGCCAAAAGUUUGUCUCUGAAGAAGGACAUUCCUGUAGAGGUCUGUCCCAUCUCCAACCAGGUCCUGCUGUUGGUAGCUGACUUGCGGAUCCAUCCCGCAGCUGACCUCAUGGCUGAAGGACAUCCCAUUGUGAUCAGCCCUGAUGAUCCCCCCAUCUUUGGGGCAAAGGGCAUCUCCUAUGACUUCUACGAGGUGUUCAUGGCCAUUGGAGGGAUGAAUGCUGACCUGAGGACCUUAAAACAACUUGCACUCAACUCCAUAAAAUACAGUGCCAUGCUACCGGAUGAGAAAGCCAAGGCCAAAGAGGUCUGGCAGAAAAAAUGGGACCAAUUUGUGGCUGACCUCUCUGAUAGCUUCUUGAAGGACCUUUAAGGGGAAGGAGACUCAUAUCAGAAGGCAUUUGGCAAGCUAGAGCGAGCCACGAUUGUUGCUAAAAGAGAGACUGCUUCUUCCAUGUGAGCUAAGCAGAUGGAUGAACCUCAGAGUCUCACUUGGCAAUGGGCAAUUCUGGUAAGCUAGGCUUAAUGCUAAGAAUGAGCUGUCCUAUCCUGUGAAAGUCAUGGACUGGAGGUAAGAUAGAGCAGUGAGCCUUCACAGCAGCAACAAAAAGAACACCCCACCCAGAACAGUCAAAACAAUUAAAAAUCGCCAAUGACCAAAUCCUGACAUCCUUAUUCAGGAAAAACAUGCUUUCUAAUUAGAGUUAGCGGGAGCAUGCCAACAUGAGGAUUUCUGAAUUUCGCCUUAUCAUUACAAAAUGCAGACCUUGUCCGGAAACGGCUAAGACAAACAUCCAACCAUUUGGGCCACUGACCUUCAGGAGAGCAAGGACUGAAAAUGACUCUUGUUAUGUUUAACCCUGGGCCUGCUGCCAAAAUAGCACUGCUAGGUCGAAGAACCAGUCACAGGUCCUAUGCCUGCUAUUUCAGGACCUACCAUGGCUGGAAACAAGCUGAUGGAACUUGCUCCCAGAACAUUUAAGCCUGGUUGCACAACGAUCAUAAAGCCAAAAAGAGGUGCCUCGGUUGCUGACAGGUUUUGUUUUGCUUUUUUUUUUUUUUUAACUGCAAAAUCUUUUCCUGUCCUUUGGUCACAAGGAAGCCAAAACACUUUUCAGCUGAGAAAAAACACCGUGCCUUCCCAGAUCCAGCUUAAUUAAAACUGUCACCCUGCGCUGGGCCAUGUUAACACAGGCCUCUGCAUUUAUAGUAAACACCUUUUGAUUUCAGGGGGUUCCACUACCAGCCUUUGCCACCUAACUCAGAGUGCAAAUGUGCCCUUAUUCAGCCUGUCAGACAGAUUUUCACCUUGGUGGAGAACUACUCUCACACUGUGGCUAUCCACAGUGUUCACUUGGCCCUUUGUAGUUUCCAGCUCCUUGGCAAAAAGGCAUUGCAGCAGCUACACAAUAAAUAGCAUCUGGACAAGCAGAUUCCCUUUUGUAACAUCAUCAAAAAUAUCAGGAGAAGAAUAGUUGCAGGGAUAUUAAAAAAAUCUUAAUCAGCAAAAUCCUUUGGCACACGUACCC